AUGUUGGAAGGACUCGUCGCCGGCCUGCUCAACCGCUUCCUGGGCAUGUACGUCAAGAACUUCGACCCUACGCAGCUCAAGGUUGGCAUAUGGUCCGGCGACGUCAAGCUCCGCAACUUGGAGCUCCGUCGAGAAGCUCUCGACCAGCUCAAGCUGCCCAUCAACGUCAUAGAGGGCCACCUUGGCGAGCUCACUCUCUACAUCCCCUGGUCCAAUAUCCGAGGCGCUCCCGUCAAGGUCUUUAUCGAAGAUGUCUACCUGCUCGCGAGUCCCAAAGAAGAGGCCGAAUAUGACGAAGACGAGGAGCAGCGCAGGAAACAUAGGCUGAAGAUGGAGAAACUUGAGAGCGCCGAGCUUCUCAAGGAGCGGAACAAGGCUGGCAUGAGCCAGGAGGAGCAAAAGAAGAACCAGAGCUUUGCCCAGAGCCUGGCGACCAAGAUCACCGACAACCUGCAGAUCACAGUCAAGAACAUCCACAUUCGUUACGAAGAUUCCAUAUCAGCUCCAGGCCAUCCAUUUGCCCUCGGUUUCACGCUCGAGGAGUUUAGCGCUGUCAGUGCCGAUGGCCAGUGGACGCCAUCCUUCAUCCAGCAGUCGUCGACGACUACACACAAGCUCGCCACGUUGGGCUCCCUGGCAGUAUACUGGAACACGGACUCGGAACUCUUCAGCAGUGGCCGCCAAACUGCAGACGACUCCAAAGGGGCAAUGUCACACAGUGACAUGGUCGACAAAUUUAAGAGCAUGCUUACCAAAAUUCACGACCCCGACUCGAGCAACCAAUUCAUCUUGAAGCCCGUCAGUGGACAGGCAAAGAUUGAACUCGACAAAUCCGGUGCCAUUGAGGUGCCCAAGUUCAAGGCCACUCUCUUGUUUGACGAGAUCGGUGUCGUUCUAGAUGACGACCAGUAUCGUGAUGCCCUGAUGAUGGUAGAUCUCUUCCAUUACUUCAUCCGUCACCAAGAAUACAAAGCGCUCAAACCCAAGGGCGUCAGUCCAAAGGAGGAUCCGAGAGCCUGGCUGCUGUUUGCAGGGAAUGCCAUCCUGGGUAAGAUCCAUGACAGGAAUCGUAAGUGGUCGUGGGACUAUUUCAGAGAGCGUCGUGAUGACCGCAGGCGGUAUAUCGAGCUCUUCAAGAAAAAGAAGCAGGGUUUGCAGCUCGAAGCCAAUGAGUCUAGCGACCUUGAUAAGCUUGAGUUUAAGCUUAGCUACGAAGACCUUCGGUUCUGGAGAUCACUGGCUCGUAAUCAACUUAAAAAGGAGAAUGCCGCAGCCCUAAGCAGGCAGCCUCAGCAGCCUCAACAGCAGGGCUGGGUUGCAUGGAUGUGGGGUUCCAAGCCGACUGGUACCAUCCAACAAAAUGAAGAGAACACGCAGAUGACAGAAGAGCAGAGGAAGGAGCUCUAUGACAUGAUUGACUGGGACGAAAAGGCGGCGCUCGCUGAAGAUGUCGAUGUUCCCCGUGAAGCCGUCAACAUGUGUAUCGAGGCGGCGCUCAGCACCGGUAGCUUCACGCUCAAGAAGAGCCCCCAUCACAACACCAUGGAUCUCCUUAGCUUACACUUUGACUUAUUCAAAGCCAAGGCACUACAGAGAAAGGACUCUGUACUGGCUAGUGUCAGCCUUGGUGGUCUGCGAGUCAAUGAUGGUACAACUCCCGACAGUCUUUAUCCAGAGAUUGUUCGCGUAAAGGAUGCCCAGAAGCGCAAGCCAAUCUCCCUCGAGGAGCUGGAAACGGCGGAAGAGGAGCCUUUUUUCGAGUUCGAGAUUGAACAGAACCCCCUUGAACGAGAAGGCGACAUUGCUGUCGUGGGCAAGCUGAAACCCCUCGAAGUUGUUUGGAACCCCAACUUUGUUGUAGGCAUCGUCGACUUUUUCCGGCCUCCUGAGAGGCACAUGGAGUCGAUCGCGGCUCUGAUGGAGACCGCUGGGGCCACUGUGGAAGGCAUCCGAGAGCAGACACGAGUAGGCUUGGAGUUUGCGCUAGAAGAACACAAAACGAUCAACGCCGAGCUCGACCUGCAAGCACCGCUGAUUAUCAUUCCCGUCAGCAUUACCACGGAGCAUUCAACUUGUCUCGUUGUCGACGCUGGUCACAUGCAUGUGAACAGCCAGUUGGUCGAUCAAGAGACCUUGGCGGAGAUCCAGUCCAAACAGCGCCAGUCUUACAAUGAAGAAGACUUUAAACGUCUUGAAUCAGCCAUGUACGACAGAUUCAUCGUCAAGUUCACCUCGACUCAAGUCCUCAUUGGGCCUUCCAUCGAAGAAACCAAGGCUCAGCUCACCAGCAAACCUGGCGAUCGCGGCUCGCAGCUACAUGUAGUAGAGGAGAUCAAUGUCGAUUUCGUGGUGGAAAUGUCAAUUCUGCCCAAAGCGCCUAAUCUAACAAAAUUCAAGGUCUCUGGCCAUUUGCCAAUGCUACAUGCCACUGUAUCCGACGCCAAGUACAAGAACUUGAUGCAGAUUAUCGAUGUUGCUAUACCAAAAUUUCACUCCGAGACGGAGCAAAAGGCAGUGCAAUCUGGCGCUACUACUCAAGCAAGGCCUUCUUCACGCCAUUCUUCACGCCCACGACUAGCCAGUAACGCCUCCAGCCGAUCCGCGCUCAGGUCGAUGCGUGACCGCCGGCAAUCUGCGUUCCCAUUCCUCCAGUCUUCUACCGCCGUCAUCUUGGAGGACAUUGAUGAUGACGAUGACGAUUUCGAGGAUGCUGAAGAUGGAACUCACGGCGAGCAGUUUAGAAUGCAACAGCGGAGCUUCGAAUUCAACUUCAAAGUAGACACCCUAAAGGGCUCGCUUUAUCGAAGCGAUCCGAGCCGGGCGAAGCAAGACGUCCUUCUGGUGGAGCUAGUAGCAGAGCGCUUUGAUCUGUCCUUCUACACCCGACCCUACGACAUGGCGGCCGAAGUUUCCCUUGGGUCAGUAACUAUGGACGACUUUGUGGACAAUCCGCCUGCCGAAUUCAAGUCGAUUGUGUCUACUGGAGACCGAGAGGAUCUCCAGGCUGGACGAAGUCUUGUUCAUGUCAAGUUUGUGAGGGUAAAUCGCCAGUCACCUGAGUUCAUGCCUGUUUACGAAGGUGUUGAAACCAACAUUACCACCACUAUAUCAACCAUCAACCUGGUUGUUACUCGGAAGACGCUUCUCACCUUGCUGGACUUUAUUCUUGUGACUUUUACAAAUGAUGUAGCAGUUGAGAGCGUGGUUGUACAAGAGCCCAAGCAGAAUACGAAUGCAACUAGCUCUAUCCGCGUCAAGGUUGAACUGAAGAGUAUCCGCCUUAUUCUGAACAAUGACGGCAUCAAACUGGCAACCCUUUCUUUCAACCAGGGUGAUGCUGGCAUCUUCCUUCGGGGCCAGACGAUGAGAAUCUCGGCCAAGCUUGGCGACCUCUCUCUCAUCGACGAUGUCAACUUGGGCGUUUCGGAGGAUUCCCACCUCCGGAAGCUCGUAACCAUCCAGGGAGACGAUCUUGCCGACUUCCGCUACGAGACUUUUGACCCUGAAAAUCCCCAGGCGUACCCAGGAUACGAUAGUUCAAUAUUCCUUCGCGCGGGAUCUGUCAAGGUCAACUUUGUGGAGGAACCGUUCCGCAAAAUCAUUGAUUUCUUGGUCAAGUUUGGAAAGAUGCAGGCACUAUACAAUGCCGCCCGCCAGGUUGCUUUGAACAGAGCCAACCAGAUUCAGCAGAGCCCCAGCAAGAUCAAGUUUGAUGUUGUGGUCAAUACACCCAUCGUCGUCUUCCCGCGGGCCGUAAUCCCAGGCCGUCCCCACCGUGAUCUCAUUACAGCCUACCUUGGAGAAAUCUAUGCACAGAACAAGUUUGUUCCUCUCGACGAUAGUCACGGUGCGACAAUUGCGAUGAAGAUCUCCGCAGGAAUCAGAAACAUUCGUCUCACUUCAGACUUCCAUUAUGCCGACAACAAGUCUGAGGAGUUGGAGAUGAUUGACCACGUCGACCUUGGAUUCCACAUCACCCAUGCUGAACAUGUUGAGGGUGUGAAGAGACCAGAGACCGAGAUAGAAGGAACCGUAUCCGAUAUCAAGCUUCAGUUGACUCAACACCAACUGAAAUUCUUGAUGGAGAUUUCAAGAUCCGUCCCGGCUGCCUUUAGUGGAGAUGGAGAUGCUAAUGCGGAGGCUGAACGGCUUGUUGAUGACCAAACCUUGGAGCGAGCUAAAGGCUCGCCUUCUGAUGGUCAGUCCAACGGCAAUGAGCAGCCGUUGAUUAGUCUUGGACCCGAGCUAGGUUCGCUCUCUGACGCGUGGACCAAGCUGGACUUUGUGUUCAAUGUGAAUACUGUUGGCCUUGAGGUCAUCAUGGCCCCAGAAGAGGGCCCUGUCAAUGAUGUAGCUGCCUGCAGUCUUUCUCGCUUCUCCUUGGAUGACACGCAUGUCAAGACGAGAAUGAUGUCUGAUGGCUCGAUGGAAGCUGAGGUCCUGGUUCGCUCUUUCACGAUUUACGACACUCGUCCUAGGGAUACGAACAAGUACCGCAGAAUCAUGACGUCUUCUAAUAAAGAAGCGCAGCAGUUGAUGGCUAGUGUGACAAUGUCUGGUGGAACAGAACGCAGCGUCAUUGCAAUGGCCACUAUUGAUAGCCCUCGUGUCAUUUUUGCUCUCGACUAUCUCUUCGCCAUCCAAAAGUUUGCCACUGAAGGGUUGACAAUGGAGGAAGCAAGUCCAAUUGAUACCGAAAGCAUGCUGAGUUCUCCCGAGGAAUCAGACACGGAAUCAACCAUCUCCGCAGCAGAAGCCUCUCUUGAGACACAACCGAAGGCUCAAACUUCCAUGGACAUCUCUUUCCGAGUAAACCUUGUAGAUGCCCAAGUCAUUUUGAUCGCCAAUCCGCUGAGCUCAAGCUCAGAGGCAAUUGUGCUUGGAAUCCGCCAGGUUCUUCUGUCACAACAACAUGCUCUUACGUUUCAAAUUUCGCAGAUUGGCAUGUUUUUGUGCCGGAUGGACAAGUUUGAGACAUCUCGCUUGAGAAUCAUUGACGAUUUUUCGAUACAAAUGAGCAUGAACAACCCACAGCCCAACUCUACAGACAUCAAUAUUGAGAUUGAGCCGCUCAUUCUGAGGCUUUCUCUGAGAGACAUUUUACUCGCUCUCCAGAUUAUCGGAAGAGCAGGAGAAUUAUCCGGAACGGAUUCCAAGGGACCAAAAGAGUCAGCCGCUGAUCAAAAGGCGAAGCAGUUGAGAUCAAAGACAAGACACAGAGCGUCCAGUGGGCGUGCAUCUUCGAGGGCCGUCACUUAUGCUGAGAGAUACUCUGCGCCUCCAAAGAAUGAAAACUUGUCUGCCACUGUAGAUGGCGUCCGAAUUGUGCUGAUCGGUGACCUGCACGAACUUCCGAUUCUUGAUAUUGGAAUUCAGAAUUUCACAGCUGUCGCUGAAAAUUGGUCGUCGAAUUUGAAGGCUGAGGCGGCUAUCGAUAUGUACUCCAACGUGUACAAUUUCUCAAAGUCGAGCUGGGAGCCCCUUUUGGAGCCAUGGCAGGUUGGCCUUGGAGUGGCCAAGGAUCCAAUCACUAGCUUCCUCUCUGUUGAUGUGGUGUCGAAAAAGACAUUCGAUAUUACAGUCACAACGGCAACAAUUGCAUUGGCCUCCAAGUCUUUUGACUUUUUGACGGCUGCUGAAAAUGUUCUCGAGAAGCCUCGAGGCGUCGAAGCCCCGUACCGAAUCAGAAACUAUACGGGCUUUAAUGCCAUCAUUCAUUCCAAGAGUCCUACCAGCUCUGAGCCGAUCACGCUGCAUCUUGAAGACGGGCAAGAAGCUCCAUGGAGCUUUGAGCAAUGGGAGAAGAUGCGUGAGACGAUCCUCGCCGACUCGCAGCCAAAUGACGUAGGCAUCCAGCUCGAGGCGAGUGGGUUUGAUCUCAUUAGGAAUGUCCGCUUGAAUCGCGAGGGCGAGUUUUUGUACAGCCUCCGCCCUAAAACCGACAACAUCUUGCACAAGCUCUGUGUGGAAGUGAGUUUAGGAGCUGACAAUGUCAAAUAUGUCACUCUUCGUUCUCCACUCGUUGUUGAGAACGCCACGCAAAUUCCCGUGGAACUCGGUAUCUACGAUGCCCAGGAGGGUCAUUUACUCAAGAUUGAAAAGAUUGCCCCUGGUGACUCUCGACCCGCACCAGUUGGAGCUGUGUAUGAAAAGAGGGUGCUCGUGAGACCAGACAGCGGGUUUGGCUAUCAGUGGAGCGCAGAGCAGCUUUGGUGGAAAGAUUUGUUGAAGCGCCCGACUAGGCAGAUUGUUUGCAAGGGAGACAGUGGUGAUCCUUUUUACUUCCAGGCGCAUGCGUCGUUUGAUAACUCCAGUCCCAUUACCAGAUCCUAUCCGUACAUGAAGAUUAAGCUGUCUGCGCCAGUCACGCUGGAGAAUCUCCUUCCGUACGAUUUCAAGUACAGAAUUUACGACAAGAACACUAAGAAGGAUUGGUCGAACUUUCUUCGGAAGGGUGGUGUUAGCCCUGUUCAUGUCGUUGAGCUCUCUCAUCUACUCUUGCUUAAUGUCGACAUGCAGGAUACUGUCUUCAAGCCAAGCGACUUUGCUAUCAUCAACUCCGGCACAAACGAAGAUUUCCGCAGAGAAUCUCGCAUCGUAGUCAAGGACGACCAAGGCCUUUCUCUCAACCUUAGUCUCCACUACCACAAGAUUCCCAAUAGCGGCGGCGCCUUCAAGGUGACAGUUUACAGCCCGUACGUUAUCCUCAAUAAGACGGGGUUGGAUCUUACGGUCAGGGCCAAGAGCUUCUUGCAGCAGGCGAAGUCGGCGGCUGGUCAGUUCCCCCUCAUAAACACUUCCGAUCAUGACCGACCCAAGGCGCUGCCAUUCAUGUUCUCAUUUGGAAACGAUGACACUCGCAACCGAGCAUUGCUCAGGGUAGCAGAUUCCGAAUGGAGCAAGCCUCAGAGUUUUGAUGCCAUUGGUAGCACAUCUGAGGUAAUUCUCAACUCUGGGUCUAACAGAAACAAGGAGAUCCACCUGGGUCUCACCAUCCAAUCCGGAGAAGGAAAGUAUAAGAUGACGAAAGUCGUUACGCUUGCUCCGCGCUUCGUGCUCAAGAACAAGUUGGAUGAGGAGAUUCUGAUACGGGAACCCAGCUCGUCGGGUUACAUGACGCUGGGUCCUGGAGCGUUACAACCACUUCACUUUAUGCAGAACUCUACAGUCAAGCAGCUGUGUCUUUGCUUCCCCGGAAUGAACAACCAGUGGACCUCGCCCUUUAAUAUUGCUGAUAUUGGAACGACGCACGUCAAGAUUGCCAAGGCAGGUCAGCGUCAACGCCUUAUCCGCGUGGAGAUUCUUGUAGAGGACUCCACCAUUUUCUUGCACUUCAGCGUCGAAACCAAGAACUGGCCUUUCUCAAUGCGCAAUGAGAGCGACACUGAGUUUACGUUUUACCAAGCAAACCCCACUGUUGAAGAGGACGAUGUAGUCGACCGAAGCGGUUGGAAGCCUAUCCGAUAUCGCCUGCCACCUAGGAGUAUCAUGCCGUACGCAUGGGACUUCCCAGCAGCUAAGUUCCGCGAGGUGGUCAUUUCUACGGCCGGCAAGGAGCGGCACGUCAAACUGGCGGAAAUCGGCAACCAGUUCCCAAUGAAGUUUACAAGCCAAAAUGGCACGCAAAAGAUUAUUGACAUCAAUGUUGCUGCGGACGGUCCUACACAGACUCUCAUUCUGAGCAAUUUCCGACCCAGCCAGAGUCUGUAUAGGCAGAAAACUCUUUCCAGGACAAAUACUGGCCCGGAGGCUUUUGAGGUCAAGGAUCAAGAUACUGAUGCGACAUUCGUGGCCCAGCUCAAGUUGUCCGGCGUUGGCAUUUCAUUCAUCAACGCUCAGCUGAAAGAGCUCGCCUACGUUACAUUCCGAGAUGUCCAAUUCCGUAUCUCUGAUUCGCCCGUGGUUCAAACGGUGUCGCUGGCCAUCAAAUGGAUGCAAAUUGACAACCAACUCUAUGGUGGGCUGUUCCCCAUGGUCCUAUAUCCAAGCGUGGUGCCGCAGAAAGCGCAAGAAAUCGAGGCCCACCCGUCACUACAUGCCAUGGUUAGUCGGGUAAAGGAUGACUCUUACGGUGUGCUCUACAUCAAAUAUGCCAGUAUCCUCCUACAGCAGAUGACGGUUGAUCUGGAUGAAGAUUUCGUAUUUGCCCUUCUCGACUUUUCGAAUGUUCCCGGCGCAAGCUGGAGCUCAGAGGUGGAAGAGGGCCAACUUUGUGAUGAAGAUCUGGAUAUUCCAGAGCCAUCUCAGCGUGAUACCGGUCAAGACAUUUAUUUUGAAGUCCUCAACAUCCAGCCGAUGCAGGUGGACCUCAGCUUCAUGCGAACGGAGCGCAUCAACGCGGAGGACAAAACCUCAUCCCACAACCCACUCAUGUUCUUCCUGAAUGUGAUGACAAUGGCCAUUGGCAAUAUCAAUGACGCACCAGUGCGGUUCAAUGCGCUCAUUCUAGAGAAUGUCCGAGUAUCCACGCAGAUCCUGAUCCAGAACAUCACCAACCACUAUAGCCAGGAGGUCAUGUACCAAAUCCACAAGAUUUUGGGUUCUGCUGACUUCCUGGGCAAUCCCGUGGGCUUGUUCAACAACAUCUCAUCCGGAGUCAACGAUAUCUUUUACGAGCCGUACCAAGGCCUCAUCCUUUCCGAUCGUCCCGAAGAAUUCGGCAUGGGCAUCGCAAAGGGUGCGGCAUCGUUCGCCAAGAAGACCGUUUUUGGAUUCUCCGACAGCUUCUCCAAAUUUACCGGAAGUCUGAGCAAGGGCCUUGCCGCAGCGUCCAUGGAUAAGCAGUUCCAAGAUCGGCGACGGAUUACCAGGGCAAGAAACCGUCCAAAGCACGCAUUGUACGGCGUGACGGCUGGAGCCAACAGUCUCUUCACGAGUGUUGCAUCUGGAGUUGGUGGUUUGGCGCUCAAGCCUCUAGAAGGUGCCGAACAGGAGGGCGCUUUGGGCUUCUUCAAGGGUGUCGGCAAGGGUGUUUUAGGGCUGGCAACCAAACCGGCAGUGGGCAUUCUGGACAUGGCUAGCAAUGUCAGUGAGGGCAUCCGCAAUACCACGACGGUAUUUGACGGAGCCGAGCUGGAACGCACUCGAUACCCACGCUUCGUCCCCAAUGACGGAAUUGUGCGGCCCUUUAACCCUCGAGAGGCACUCGGACAGUACUGGCUGAAGCAAGUGGAUAACGGGCGAUACUUUGACGAGCAGUACAUUGGCCACCUCGAGCUGCCCAAGGAGGACAUGGUUGUCAUGGUCACCUUUGCACGCAUCCUGUUGAUUCGAUCACGGCGACUGACUAGCGAGUGGGACGUGCCGCUGAAGGACGUCCAGACGAUUGCAAAAGAGCGCACGGGAAUCAGUCUCUCACUGAGAGAUGGGGCCAAUGGGCCGUUUAUCCCCGUGGGAGGUGGAAGUGAGAGGGGGUUUCUGUACAAGAUGCUUGGUGUGGCGGUGGAGGAGUUUAACAGGAGAUUCAGGGGAGGAGAGCGAUGA
Molecule: messenger RNA, 9483 nt
Organism: Trichoderma breve
Lineage: Eukaryota; Fungi; Ascomycota; Sordariomycetes; Hypocreales; Hypocreaceae
Product: SHR-binding domain of vacuolar-sorting associated protein 13 domain-containing protein
Exons: 5
Coding region: 1-9483 (3160 amino acids)
Biological process (GO): late endosome to vacuole transport; mitochondrion organization; protein targeting to vacuole
Cellular component (GO): extrinsic component of membrane
Source: RefSeq, a predicted model, not a curated record